AUGGCGGCUUCGGCAGUGAGGGCUACUGUAGCCCUGCGUACCAACAUUGGACGAUCCAUUGCUUUUGUCAGAAAAAUUCCCUGGACCGCAUCAUCGAGUGAGCUGAGAGAACACUUUGCACAGUUUGGCCAUGUACGAAGGUGUACUCUACCUUUUGACAAAGACACUGGCUUUCAUAGAGGUAUGGGCUGGAUUGUGUUUUCUUCAGAAGAAGCGCUUCAAAAUGCACUACAACAGGAAAAUCAUAUUAUUGAUGGAGUAAAGCUCCAUGUUCAAGCUCAAAGACCAAAAGGUUUGCAAGUGGAUCAAACAUCUGAUGAAGAGAAAGAUUUCUGA
Orycteropus afer afer is the source of this 336-nucleotide messenger RNA. RefSeq names its product SRA stem-loop interacting RNA binding protein (gene SLIRP). The transcript has 4 exons. The coding region runs from base 1 to 336 and encodes 111 amino acids. The record is from RefSeq and is a predicted model, not a curated record. NCBI's taxonomy places the organism in Eukaryota, Metazoa, Chordata, Mammalia, Tubulidentata, Orycteropodidae. Gene Ontology annotation, molecular function: RNA binding.